This is a messenger RNA of Exophiala xenobiotica, 2527 nucleotides long. RefSeq lists its product as hypothetical. Gene Ontology annotation, cellular component: membrane. The record is from RefSeq and is a predicted model, not a curated record. Bases 352 to 2070 code for a protein of 572 amino acids. Gene Ontology annotation, biological process: arachidonate metabolic process. NCBI's taxonomy places the organism in Eukaryota, Fungi, Ascomycota, Eurotiomycetes, Chaetothyriales, Herpotrichiellaceae. The transcript is spliced from 2 exons.
AUGAACCCUCCAUAAACUUCUCCCAUGUUCAUGCAGGUGUCAACUCAGUACCCUUGUCAACAUUCUAGGUGCCUGCGUAUCUCGCAGAGGCUUGUUUGACCUCAAAGUCAGCCGCUGAACCACCUCGAUUGCCAUUCCAACAGAACCCUUGACUCCUUCUUCCUUCCUUUACUCUCAUGAAUCACUCGUCAUGAUGGAUCAUCACAACCUCCGGCGAAAAGAUACCACAAAGGGUCCGCCGCUCCGCGUCCUUUCUCUGGGUACGUUGAAGCCGCAGAAACCACACUUCCAGCCACAGACACACUGACGCAGGCUACUGCUACAGAUGGUGGCGGCGUCCGCGGCUACUCCAUGCUCGUCAUCCUACAAGAGCUCAUGCACCGAGUCUACGUCGAAUCUGAAGGCAAACCUCCAAGCCGAGAGGCGACCCCGAAACCAUGCGAUUAUUUCGACCUCAUUGUCGGCACGGGAACAGGUGGUCUUAUUGCCAUCAUGUUGGGCCGACUGCGCCUUGACCUCGAGACCUGCAUGAAUGUCUACGUGAGAAUGACGAAGAGGGUGUUCGAGACGGACAAGACCAUUGCCGGCAUCCCAUACAAGCACACCCUGUUCAAAGCGUCGAAGCUCGAAGAGGCCAUUCGAGAAUGCGUCCGAGAUCAUACCGUGUUCGAAGAUGAAGGGAAUGAUGGCACGUCUACGGGAGGCAGAGAGUUCGGCGACCUGAGCAGUCCUGCCAGUACGGCUAGUGCAGCUCCUGUGAGACGGUCCAUGAGUAUAAGGAGUAGCAAUUCAAUCUCGAUGAACGGUCCGUCAGUAAUGAGGAACUCGAUCGUCUCACCGACUUUUUCUGGCUGGGGAAAUCCGAACGCGAGUCUGUAUGAUGGGCGGGAGAAUAGGACGAAAACUGCUGUCACUGCUAUCUACCAGGGCACUCCGAAGAAUGGCUCGUCGGCCUUAUUGCGGUCGUACGAUUCGAGAAAAGAACCACCUCCUGAAUUCAACUGUACGAUCUGGCAAGCCGGCAGAGCCACGUGCGCUACAGGAUUGGCUUUCAAACCCAUUCAGAUCGGUCAGACUGUCUUCAUCGACGAAGGGGCCGGAAACUACAACCCCGCCAUCACGGCGCUGGAGGAGACUAUUAGUGAAUGGCCCGCGCGGGACAUUGGUGUCUUUGUCAGCGUCGGUACCGGUAAACGUCCUGAAGGGAGUGGCGUCCCCGAGCACGAAUGGUGGGAAGAGUUCUUGGGCGGCAGCAUGGGCAUGUUCGCCGAAGCCCGAAGGCGGCUCAUUUCCAAAAUCGAGGCCUGCGAAGCCACUCAUCAACAGAUGCUCAAGACCGAGCUUGCGAAACGCGGAGUACCACAGGAGGUCUAUUACAGGUUCAAUGCCACGAGUGAAGUCGGCUCUGUAGGCAUGAAUGAGUGGGCGGCGGUGUCCACAAUCCAGACCAACACCAGGAAGUACUUACGACAAGGUGAGACGCAGAGACUUCUGGCGGAGUCAGCCACCAAGAUGGGCAAGAUUGAGGUUAUGAAACGACGACAAGAACGAGGCGACGCGCACAACAGGGAACCCAGCUGGUCACAUCAACAGAGGGACCUGCCGCCUGCACCACCUAUCGCGGCUGUGCAUUCAGGGGCGGUGGAACUUCCAGCAGAGGAUGCAACACCAUUCACCCCGACACAACAUCCGAGGACGCCUGGAAAUCCGCCAUAUCCAAGCGACGCGUACGCCUCGUCGCAGGACAAAUUUGUCAUGGUACCAGGAGAGACGAAUUCGCCGCGAGCUUCUGCGGAGAUGCCAUAUCGUGGUGGACGGGAUGAGAAGUUUGUCUAUCAACCCCCAGCCCCGCCGCCGCCGCAGCAUCCGAGUUAUAAUCCAUCAGAGCCGCCGCCACGACCGCCCAAGACACCGAUCAAUGAACCCAGUAUGCCUGCAAGACAGCGCACGUCGCCGAUGAAUACUGGCAGGCCGAAUGCGGCACCCAGACCGCCGUAUCCGGUGGACCAUGACGAUGGACCGCCACCGAUUGUGAGUAAGUUGCGGAAGCCGGAGUAUACGCCAAGAUGAGGUCGGGCAAGCACGGCGAUACCGAAAAUAAACACUACUGGAGCAUUGAGCCUGUCGUCAGGUCGAGAUCUUGCGUGUCCAUGGUCUCGAUUCUUGUGGUUAUGUGGACCAGGUACCUUACUCUACCUACGUAAGGGAACUGGAGACGCGAGAUGCUAUACACAUACGGCGACCAUGAAUUUACGAGUUACGAGUCUACUUUAUGCCAAACGCAACAUCACAGCAAAGUACAGCAUCACACAGAUACCCCGGAAUGACUGCUUUGGAAAUGAGGUGAAUGAGUUUCUUUCAGGGUCACAGGAAUGGGAACGGCAGAGUAAUGCAAUGACACGGCAGGAUGAUUGUACUUACAUCUUGGGUAGUACUUAUGUGUGUAAUAGUACCUUUUUAUGUAUGCUUAGGAUUCUACUUCUCUGUUGAUAUCAGAGGAAAUAUACCUACUUGCAUGCGUAGUAUA